UGCCGUGGUUCCAGGUGCUCUGCUCCACUUACCUUUAAUCUUCAAUCAAACAACAACGAUACUCGUACUCUUUCAGGAAUAGAGAAUCAGAUAGAGAGCACAAUGCUCAGGUUAAUCGCUAGUUACCCUCUGAUUCCCAAGAAACCACACCGGGUUUUUAGUAAGCUCGGGAGCUACUAUGAUUCUUCAUCGAUCAUCAGAUAUGGCGGAAUCGGAGACGAUGGUAAAAAGCAGCAACUUCUUUUAAGUGUUACAGUGAAAGCAGUGGAAGACAAAGGUAAUAAUGGAGGUGGAAGCAUGAGUUUCUCUGGACAAAGCUGAGAUCCCAGUUCCGAGAUUGAAGUUCCUUCAGACCAAAGACCCGUAAGUAAUAUCACUUUUGCUUUUUUUUUCCUGAUUCUAAUGUAAUGAUGAGAUUUUUGAGUGUGUAAAAUUUUAUACCUGUGUGUGUUUUGGUGUGUAAAGGUAAAUGAGUAUUCCUCUUUGAGUAAACAUCUCAAAACUCCCUCUUAGAGUAAAAUAAAUCUCUUAUCUCCCUCUCUAUUCUUCAUACCCUCACCUUUUCUAAUAAGAGGUGGUGAGACGAUUUUAGCCUUACAAUUUAAUUGAUUUAGAUUAAAUUUUUUUGAAAAAAAAACGAACCCAUCUCUCUUUCGACCCGAGAGAAACCCGACGUGUAAGUUCCUCUCAUCCCAGCCGCCGGCGAUUCUUCCGACGUCGGAGCUCCAACUGCUGUCGUUAUUCACCAACUCGAGUUGAAUCAAGUUGUUCGUCAGAGCUCUGUUGGUCGGGUUACUCACCUCUCAACCCAGCCGCCGGCGAUUCUUCCGUCGUCGGAGCUCUUACUGCUGUCGUUCUUCACCAACUCGACUUGAAUCAAGUUGUUCUUCAAAAUGCAGGAUACAAUAUGCGAGAACGUCAGCCUACAUUUUAAAUUUGAAGGACGCAUGUAUAGUAUAAUGUUCAAGAGGAAUAUAACAUUGUUGAUGUUAAAAGCAAGGAUACAAAGGAAGAUUGGGUUUGUUGAAAGUAACGUUCAGUUGCAGCUGAGCUACAAGCCACUACUGGUAGAAACAGUUGAGCAUUGUGAGCUUAAUGAUGAUGAGGAUGUUAAUGUUUAUCUAGACUCUGUUAAUUAUGAGAAGCGAAGAUGUAUGUUGUUUGUGAAUGUCAUCCCUUCUGAGCCUCAGCCUGAGCAAGUUCCCAUAGUGCCCACAGUGCCCACAAUGCCCAUAGUGGACCAAAGUUCUGUCGGUAUGAACUUUGAAAACCAACAUGCGAAGGAUGGUGAAAUCGGACCUAACGCCAUUGUUGUCUACGUAGGCAAAGAAAAGGCUGUAGAGGGUGAUUCUAAUAAAGAGGGUGAAGCUGAAUCACGUGAUGAAGGUGAUGAAUAUACUGAGCCACGCCCUGUUGUAGAACCGGGUAAGUAUAUUGAACCAUGGGAUGACGGUUUGGAUCUGACUAAACUUCAAGAAUUUCCAAACAAGAAGGCAUUGCAAGAUGUGGUGGAUAGAGCUUCAUUCGCUAACUGUUUUAGUUUUGAAAUAGUAAAGUCGGACAAGGUGCGUUAUGUGGUCAAAUGUCCUAAAGAAGGAUGUAACUGGGGUUUACGAGGUGGUAGGAUUCGAGAUACAGAUAUUUUCUCGAUUAGAAGGCACAACAAGAUGCAUACAUGCUCUCGGGCUAGUCAAAGUUCAAGCAACAGUAAGAGACAAGGCACUCCAAAAUUAGUUGCUUCUCUUUUACAUGGUGAUUAUCCAGGGCAAAUGGAAACUCCACCUCCGAAAAUUAUCAUGGAUCUUGUCAAGACAAAAUUAGGUGUUGAUAUAUCAUAUUCCACGGCGUUGAGAGGGAAAAAUCAAGCUGUUACUGAUUUGAAAGGUAGCCCAGAAGAAAGCUACAAGAUGCUGCGAUGUUAUCUGCACAUGUUAGAGAAGGUUAAUCAUGGUACAAGAUCAUAUGUGCAUUGCAAUGAGAAUAAUAAAUUCAUGUACUUGUUCAUAGCUUUGGGAGCUAGCAUUGAAGGAUUUAAAGUCAUGAGGAAAGUUAUAACUAUGGAUGCAACUUUUCUAAAGAACGGAUAUAAGGGUGUUCUUGUUUUUGCGUCGGCUCAAGAUCCUAACCGUCACCAUUAUCCCUUGGCGUUUGGUGUUCUUGAUGGUGAGAAUGAUGCAAGUUGGAAUUGGUUUUUGGAGAUGUUGAAAACCGUUGUUGGGGAUUCUUCUGAAAUCGUAUUUAUGACUGACAGAAAUAUAAGUCUCAUUACUGCCAUAGCUAAUGUGUAUCCUCUAGCUCAUCAUGGUUUUUGUAUAUGGCAUUUAUCCCAAAAUGUGAAAGGUUAUGCUCGUAACGUCAACAAAGACGUUGUUGCAUGGAGAUUCAUGGAGUGUAGUAGGUUUUACACAGUGGCUGAGUUCAACAUUGCUUACGCUUCUUUUACGACAAGAUAUCCUUCUGCUGCCAAGUAUCUUGAAGAAUCUACCCAGAAAGAAAGAUGGGCAAGAUGUGUUUUUCCAGGAGAUAGAUACAACCUAGACACAAGCAACUGUGUUGAAUCGUUGAACAGCGUAUUUAAAGAUGCAAGGAGGUACUCCUUGAUACCCAUGCUUGAUGCAAUACUUAAAAAAUUCUCUGAAUGGUUUAAUGAACAUCGGAAAGAUGUUGUGUCUGGAUCAGUCGCAAAUAAAUUGGUGCCUUUAGUGGAGAACUACUUACAUGAUUUAUGGGCAACUGCUGAGAAACUAAAGGUGAUAGAGCUAAAUGGUUUCGAACUUGAAUACAAUGUCAUUGACAGUGACGGAAAGCCUUAUUUGGUGAAGUUGCGAUUGAGAAGUUGCAGUUGCAGGUUUUUCGAUAUACAAAAGUAUCCUUGUGUGCAUGCAUUGGCGUCUUUCAUUACAUUCCAAAAAUAUGGAGGUAAGGAUAUCGAGUUACAUGAGUUGUGUUCUAAGUAUUAUUGGACGGAGCUGUGGGCAAUUGCAUAUUGCAGGACAAUUUAUUUAGUACCUGAUAAGUCUCGAUGGGAUGUCCUAGAUGAAGUCCAAGAUAUGCAGAUCAUGCCUCCGAAUCGGAAAAUAAAAGGGGGAAGAAAGAAAACAAAAAGGUAUGCAUCUGCUGGAGAAAAACGACCAAAGACUCGACCUAGGACGCAGAAUAAAAGGCGCCGGAGACAAGGACUCCAAUGGUUGUUAUUUGGAGAUAAUGUUCAUGUUUGA
Messenger RNA from Camelina sativa (false flax), 3218 nucleotides. The record is from RefSeq and is a predicted model, not a curated record. NCBI's taxonomy places the organism in Eukaryota, Viridiplantae, Streptophyta, Magnoliopsida, Brassicales, Brassicaceae.